AAUAAUAAAGAACUGAACUUAUAGACUGUAAGUGAAGAGUUAAUACUGCAUUUUCGUGCUAACCAAUGUGCCGCUGUGAAUGUGUGUAGUGGAUGCAAAGUAUUAUUAUUUUGUUUGAGUUAUUUAAAGUGCUUGGCGUUGCAAUUUUAAAAUUGUUUAUAGUUUAUUAUUUUAUUGUAAUUUUAUCGUAACUUUUUUUGCUUUUGUAUAUAAAUUGUACCAACGCAGCAGAAAGUUGAAGUCAAUGCCUUGGCUAAAAACGGUGUCAAGCUCGCUAGCCACAGUGGUGCAAACAAUGACGAAUCGCGGAUCAAAAUGACGCCCACAUGGGCAGCGCAGAGACACACAACUAGGCACGCACGAGUCAUCUGGCUUGCGUAAUGAGUGUUGUGGCAGGGGAGAACUCUCUAGACGAUGGCGUAAGCACAGACGCCUGCUAUCUGGACCCGCGCCGAAUUCAGUGUCAAGUUUGGUCGGCAGCCCCGUUGGGUGGGCCAACAACCAGUGCAAUGUUGUUAGCAUGCACGUCGAAUCGAGCGACGUCUUCAGAUUGCGGCUGGAACACAAAGAACUUGGCUACAUGGAACAGACGAUCGUCUAGAGCCAAACUUGCAUCACAUUCGUCACGUAAGCGAGAAUUGGCAUUGCCUGGAUUUUUAGUAUAUAAGCAAAACGGGUCGCUCCAGUCAGACAUUAGUUCACAGCCAAACUAAACCCAACCCAACUAAGCCAACAAAAUGAUGAAGUUCAUGUGCAUUUUCGUCUGCGCCAUCGCCGCUGUCUCGGCCAAUGCGUACAAUCGCGGCUAUGGAAGCGCACCCGUCGGCGGCUAUGCCUACCAGGUGCAGCCUGCUCUGACCGUGAAGGCCAUCGUCCCGGUUGGCGGCUACGGCAGUGGCGGCUAUGGUGGCAGCUACGGCGGUGGCUACGGCCGCAGCAUUGAGGUCCCAGUCUCUGCCCACUACACCUCCAGCCGCAACUAUGGCUAUGGCGCCGCGCCCGUCGAUCGUCAGGCUAUCUCUCUGGCCAAGCUUGGUCUGGCUGCCCCCAAGGCUGGUGCUCCUCUAGUCUGGAAGGAGCCCGCCCGCCUGGUGGAGCGCUCUUAUGGCCCCAGCCAGAGCUACAAGCAACAGUCAAGCUACGGCUAUGGCGAGGAGGCACAAGGUGGCUCAGCUGCCGCAGCUGCCAGCUCCGUGGCUGGCCAGAACAACGGCUACAAGAACUCCGGCUACAAGAACUCCGGCUACUAAGCGAGUUCAACUACAGUGAAACAAAAGCUCCUAAAGCUUGCGACUUAUAGACGAAUAAGAAGAAACUAGGAAGUAAU
This is a messenger RNA of Drosophila hydei, 1327 nucleotides long. RefSeq names its product chorion protein S18 (gene Cp18). The transcript has 2 exons. Lineage: Eukaryota; Metazoa; Arthropoda; Insecta; Diptera; Drosophilidae. The record is from RefSeq and is a predicted model, not a curated record. Gene Ontology annotation, biological process: multicellular organism development. Bases 738 to 1250 code for a protein of 170 amino acids. Gene Ontology annotation, cellular component: egg chorion.